Molecule: messenger RNA, 1491 nt
Organism: Penicillium lagena
Lineage: Eukaryota; Fungi; Ascomycota; Eurotiomycetes; Eurotiales; Aspergillaceae
Exons: 3
Coding region: 1-1491 (496 amino acids)
Source: RefSeq, a predicted model, not a curated record
AUGGGCAUGUUCUUUGGGCGCAAGCCCGCCGCGGAGCCAUUUCCGGGUGAUCGAGUGCUGCCAUUGCAUUUCUUCGAGAAUAGCCUACUAGUCCAGGGGAACAACAUGGCUGUUUCACUCGUGUUUGACGCGGUGCUCGACCCUCAAAAGUUGCGACAGUCCCUCGAGGGCCUAGUCAAGCGGGAGGGGUGGCAAAGGUUGGGAGGCCGGCUGAGGAAGAAUGACUCAGGCAAUAUCGAAUGGCAUAUUCCUGCAGAGUUUACGGCGGAUAGGCCCGCAAUCACCUUCGCGCACGUGGACCACGGCAUGCCUGCUGCUUCGCACCCAGCAGCCUCCCGGAUUCCGAAGCCAGACGCUCGUCCCGCCAUUGUCGGCGACCCGGACGACCUAGAAGGCCUGGCGUGGGAUUCCGGGUACAAGCCCGGCGGGAUCAAGGACUACCUCGACUCUGACUGCCCGGUCUUAGGGCUGCGCGUCAACUCGUUCACUGACAAGACCAUCGUAGUCCUGCAGUGGCAGCAUGUCGCCUUCGAUGCGCUUGGAAUGCAGUAUGUCGUUGAAGGCUGGAGUGCCAUGCUCUGGGGCAAGACCGCCGACAUUCCAACCCCAUGCAAAAUCGACUCGGAUCCAUUCGAUACGUUAGCCCAGGGGUCGCGUCCCACCACGGAAGAGCAUAUUCUAACUGAUCGUAAGGUCGGGCUGGUAGGCAUGCUCAAGUGGGGGCUAGGGUAUGGGGUUGAUAUGCUGGUCCGAUCCAAGGAGAACCGCAUGGUCUGUGUCCCAGAGUCAUACUGGCGACCACAGACGGAGAAGGCUCUCGAGGAGCUUCGCGCCGAGGCAGUCGCGAAGGGCGAAGACCCUUCCAAGGUGUUUUUGACCGAGAAUGACGUUUUGACAGCCUGGAUCCUACGUUGUGUUGUUGCCCCAAUGGGGAUGAAACCUGACCGAACGGUUGCCGCAUCGAUCGCCAUGUCCCUCCGCAAGGCCUUUGAGGGCGACCUUAUCCCUGCCUCCGCCGAGCACCCCUACGUGGGUAACGCCUUCGGCUGGGCCAACGUCCUCGUUCGUGCGGGCGACAUCACUUCCAAGCCGCUGAGUUGGCUCGCACGACAGGUUCGGCGCGCUAUCAACGAACAAGGCACGCGUGCUCAGCACGAGGCGUACUACGCUAUGGUGCGCACGUCUGGAACCGGCCUGCCCAUUGUCAUCUUCGGCGACGGCGGCAUGGCCCAAAUCGGCUUCUCCAAUUGGUCCAAGGCGGGCCUGUUCAACUUGGACUUUGCCCCGGCUCGUCAGGACCUCCAGGGUGACAGAGUGCCGUGCCGGCCGUCGUACGUCCAAGAGAACCACGGCCCGAUUAAACCUGCGGAUGGAUUUUUCAUCUUUGGCAAGGACGAGAAGGGAAACUACUGGUCCUCGGCGUGUAAGGUGAAAGGCCAGUGGGAGAAGUUUGAGGAGCAGCUGAAGAAGGAUUUUGAGGUGGAAGCGUGA